Stomoxys calcitrans (stable fly) is the source of this 619-nucleotide messenger RNA. RefSeq lists its product as uncharacterized. The record is from RefSeq and is a predicted model, not a curated record. Bases 21 to 470 code for a protein of 149 amino acids. The transcript has a single exon. Lineage: Eukaryota; Metazoa; Arthropoda; Insecta; Diptera; Muscidae.
AUUUUAAAAAAAUCCAUAAAAUGCGCUACUCUCCCUAUUACAAUGGACAAAUGUAUAUCGAAACUCAACCGCUAUGGGAUCAUUACACUCAUAUGCCAAAUAAAUCAUGGCAUCGAAAGCCCUUCGAGCCACAACAUACCAUCAAUCAUUGGCGUGAUUUGGAAGGCUCUCGAAUGUCUCAGAUAUUGGCAAAGGAUUUGUCGUUUAAAAACUGGAGUUGUUCGCGAAUUCGCGAGAACGCCUGUCUACCUCUUUACUACACCACCGGUUAUCGUUUUAUACAUCUAACUAAGAACUUUCCGGCUGGCUUCAAAUGUUCACCAUUGCCCAUGAGUUUGGCCGAAGCCUCAGCAGAGAGGGAUCAUUAUUGUAGAAUGGAAAGGGAAGCGGAACGUUUGGAAAGAAAAUCAAGCAAAACUGUAAAGAAGAGUAAAGAAGUCGUAUCCAAGAGCAAACAUAAAAAGAAAUGAAGGAAUUUCGCUGAAGCCAAUGUUCAACUUGCAAGUGGAGCUUUCCUGUGCUGGCCUACAAGUUGAAGGUUUGCUAACUUUUUUCCUUAUAUUGUUAAAUGGUUUGUAUAGCUACAAAAGUGCAAUAAAAAGUUGUAUUUGUACAAACU